AUGUCAUCAACGAUGACCCAGUCCGGUUAUCGUGGGCAGCCUGGAUUUCGGCAACCGGGUAUUCUAGAUACCGAGGUGCUGGCACUAAAUGACUAUGAUGAUCAUAGCUCUACUAUAGAAAGAGCAGGUCUUCGGCAGACGAGUCUAAGUGCUCGUCUGAAUAACCAGCGCCUGAAAAAGCACAAGACGAAAGCACAAAUCGUGCUUAAUAGCAAUGCAUCCAUCUACAGUCUUUCCAAUGGCUCCAAUGGCUCAACACCUUCAUUAUAUGCUCAGCCUCCCGGUGUUCCUUAUGCAAAUUCUGCAUUUAACGGAUCCUCGGGGAGUCUGACGUCUGUGACUCACCGGCCGCUUCAACAGUCACAGAAUAGGCCUCCGUACGUGAAUAAUGGGCAGAUGGCUCCGCCUCAGUUUAGACAGCCUGCUCCAGGUCAAAUUCCGAAUGGAUACAUGUCUCCCAACGGAUAUCCACAGCCACAGCAACAAUUACAACAGGCGCAACAACCACAACAAUAUCAGCAAUUUCAACAGCAGCAGCAAUACCAACAGUUUCAACAACCUCAAGGCAUGCACCAGCCUGCAGAUAUGCAGCAGCGAAGAUUUGUGCAGCCAGCACAGACCCCAAGUGGCAAUGCAUCGGUGUUUCAUGGUCGAUUAUCCCCUUCCAGUGGAAUGCAGAGCCAGCGGAACUCGAAUUACUCCAGCAGGAUGUCAGAAUUCAACUUUUAUAGUCACUCUGGAUCGUCACAGGCAUUCAAGACGACUUCUCCACAAACGAUUGGCACUCAAAGCGUAUCGAAUGAUUCCUUUGUCGGAAAUAUGGAGGAUUCAUCACUCCAAAGGUCCAGCCUAACUUACGGAAAUAGAAUGAGCAGCAACACUAGCGAAGACUUGGAUAGCGUAGCAAAGCCUGGAAAUCUUUCUAACAGGACCAGCAACCAGGAUGCAUCUGCAAUAAUGUCAUCGAAUGGUGCAGCAAGCAGCUCGCCCCAACUUGAUAACCUAAGGUCUGAAAAUGACCAGUUGAAGAAGAAGUUGAAGGAGCUGGAGGACUCUAUGCAGUCCGUAAAUAUUACGAAGAAGUUGGUGGACGAAUCUUCAGAAAAAGUUGAGGCGUACGUCUAUGAUAUUGCGAAGUUGAAAACAGAUUCCGUCCGCAAGGAACAUCUAAAUACACAGUUAAUCACAUUUAUCACACAAAUAAUGCAGAAAAUACCCGGAUACAUCGACCAGAAAGCGACUUUUGAAGAGCUAGUUGGGAAGUUGUCGAUUCCUCAGUCAGCCAAGGAAAGCUACAUAAAAGCACUCAAAAGUUAUGAGGAGGCGGAUACGCAGGACGCAUCGAAAGCUCUAAAAAAAGGAGCCACUCUUUCAAGGAAGGAUAUCUUCGAUAUCUUUCGGGAUGAGGUUAAGCUUUUGAGCUCGAAAGUGCAGCGGUUGGAGGAAGAGAAACAUCAUACCGAGCAAAUCUUGCGGAAGCAGAUUGAAGAUGAGAGAAGGACUAUUCGUAAGUUUUCUCUCAGCAAGAAGUGUCGCCCUGGCGUGAAAGACUCUUCGGUUCAUACUCCGCUUAAUCGUAAGAGAAUAGCUUCAUUUAGAUUGAUUGAUGUUGUUGAGCCUCGACUUGAUAUCAGCAAAGAAGGAGGGGGUGUAUCACAUUAA
Messenger RNA from Brettanomyces bruxellensis, 1662 nucleotides. RefSeq lists its product as uncharacterized. The transcript has a single exon. NCBI's taxonomy places the organism in Eukaryota, Fungi, Ascomycota, Pichiomycetes, Pichiales, Pichiaceae. The record is from RefSeq and is a predicted model, not a curated record. Bases 1 to 1662 code for a protein of 553 amino acids.